Messenger RNA from Astrephomene gubernaculifera, 2498 nucleotides. The record is from the annotation of a GenBank genome assembly. Lineage: Eukaryota; Viridiplantae; Chlorophyta; Chlorophyceae; Chlamydomonadales; Astrephomenaceae.
UGGCGGGGCAGCUGGCGGAGGCGGCGUCUGCUGCUGCUGCCGCCGCGGAAGUACGGAGGGAGGCGGGACAGGGCCGCGGCGGUGGCAGGGGGCGCAGCGGGGCCCAGGGCCGGGGCGGCGGGCAGGCGCCUCCGCCUGCCUGUGUGGUGGUGGUGAGCGAUGCGGAGGAUCUAGACCAGGUGUUGACGGACCUGCGACGGCGGGGGUUGCUGGUCAUUGCCGUAACUCGUACGGCAAGAGUGUCGGCAGCUGAUGUGGCCCUGAGGUGGUGGGCUGUGCAGGGAGGGGAGUACCGACUGGGAGUCUAACGAGUUGGUGUGGCAGGACAUCCGGCUCGCUUUGAAGUGUACGACAAGAGGGCACGACAGCUUACUUGGGAGAUACGCCCUUGGGUUGAUGAUUCGGCUGUAGUCGGUUGUUAGCUGGCUGGCAAGAGUUCGAGCCCUGAAUUGCACAUGCGGAUUCCUUAUUGAUUAUCUGCAAUAAGAUAGGGAGUCCAGACCGGUGGGGACUUUGAGACCGAUGCAACUUUAGAUGGCUGUGGCUCGGGCGGCCCUACAACUUCUAACUCGUCGGGUCGUCACGUACGGCACACAUAGGCAAUUUGCCCGUUGCCGUCAUACUCUUUGCGCAUAUGCGUAAUGCAAGCGGCCUCUUGACAUCAGUACUUAGGCAGGAUAAUGCGCGUGCUUAGCGCAGCCCUAUUUGGGGUGGUGUUGCUUAUCUUUCUUAGUUCUCCCCGCCAUAUCACAGCCGACUGGCGUCCACGAAAAUUAGCAACAUGUGAUCUCCAUCCAAAAAUCGAGGAGCUAAUGUUGAACGAGACGAAAGUAUGGGGCUCAAAAGGGAUUACUGAAGACUUAGUGCGAAGUCUACAUGACCCCUGCCCAACAUCAGAAGUUCGUAUCCAUGCGUGCGUCAAGUCGCAACGCAUUCUGAUCAAGAAUGGAACAGUAUACGUGACAAACCUGAUGCCGGUGAACGGCUUCGGGGCAAUCGAACUUAUCGGAUUCUUGGUUGAGCUCUACGAAACCAGCCAGGUCUACCAGCUGCCCGAUGUGGAGUUCAGCUACUGGCACGACGACAACGCGCCCGCGGAGUCGGUGGGGCACCCGGACGGCACCUGGUCCUGGCCCUACCCGCCGCACGGACUGCCGCCCAUGCUGGCGUGGAGCAAGGCCAAGCAGCACGGGGCGCUGCUGGUGCCGUACAGCGGGGCGUUCAGGUGUCCGCAUGACAGCUUCGACGCGCUGCUGAACGAGGUGCAGCGCAUGUCGGAGACGCCCUGGGAGAGCAAGCUAGCGAUGGCCUUCGGGCGCUGGAACAUCUUCUGCGCCUGGUACUAUAACGGCCCGCACCGCAUGGAGGACGGCAGCGCCUCCCCCUGCCCCCGGCAGUACUACAACGACCUGUACUACAACCACUCGGACGUGCUGCUCACCGCCGGGCUGACCCGCAACCUGACCUCGGGCGGGGUGGCCACCCCCGUGUCGCUGCACGAGCAACACAACUUCAAAUACCUGGUGUCAACGGAUGGCUGGUCCAUCAGCUCCAAGUUCGACAAGUACCUGCUGCUGGGCAGCCUCAUACUCAAGGCUGAGGGCCUCACCUACGGCUUCUACUACCCCGCUCUGGAGCCGUACAAGCACUACGUCCCCAUCAUGCAGAAACACAAGAACGACAUCCUGGAUAUGAUCGAGUGGGCCAAGACGCACGACGCGGAGGCGCAGCGCAUCGCCAAGGCCGCCCGGCGCUUCGCCAUGCGCCACCUCAACCGCCAGGCGCGGCUCUGCUACAUCUUCAGACUCAUCACGGAGCUGUCAAAGCAAAUGAAGUACGAGGUGAGCUGCAGUCGGCGGCCGGUGUGUGUGCCGCUGGUGGAGGAGCUCAAGUUCCUGUCCAAGUACCACCUCACAACAACCAAGUGCAGGUACGAGGAGGUGCUGGGGCAGUACGGCUGGGACGACCCGGACGGCCUUCCCGAGUUCAGCGGCUACGAGGAGCUGAAGAAGCGGCACGAGGACAUCCCGCAGCACAUCCUGUUCGGCCCCAGGCGGGCAAGCAAGGCCAAGCUGCGGCGCUGAGCAGCUGAGGGGCAGCUGGGGGGGAUGCCUGCAUGGAAGCCUGCCGGCUGGCCUGCCGGUGGUGGCCGGGGGCUCACAGACAGGCAGGCAGGCGAUACAUGCACAAGGCUUGGAGCCUUCGCUUUGCUUGCUGGGAUUGUAUGAUUAUUGUAUUGGGGGAAUGUUUAAUGUAUAUGUGGUAUAUAGUUCUUUGGCUGCAUGUCCAGGAGGGGGAUGGACGGGUGCAGCCCAUGCGGAUGAGUCUGACAGAGGCGCGGAGCAGCCGCCCGGCGGAGUAAACUGAAGCCGCGUAACAACACUGGCCAUAGCUGUCCAUGCGUGUUCAUGUAGCCUGCUGGUGAUUGUAGCGAGAGGCCCGUGGCUGCUGAAUCCACUAUGAUAGGAACUUGGCGGAUACGCUUGCAGAACGGUGGC